AUGACGUUACAGCCCAGGUGUGAGGACGUAGAGACGGCGGAGGGGGUAGCUUUAACUGUCACAGGUGUGGCCCAGGUGAAAAUCAUGACGGAGAAGGAGCUCCUGGCCGUUGCCUGCGAGCAAUUCUUGGGCAAGAACGUCCAAGACAUCAAGAACGUGGUUCUGCAGACGCUGGAGGGACAUCUUCGGUCCAUCCUGGGCACUCUGACCGUGGAGCAGAUCUAUCAGGACCGAGACCAGUUUGCCAAGCUGGUGCGGGAGGUGGCAGCGCCGGACGUGGGCAGGAUGGGCAUCGAGAUCCUCAGCUUCACCAUCAAGGAUGUCUACGAUAAAGUCAGCUACCUGAGUUCGCUGGGGAAAACCCAGAUCGCCGUGGUCCAGCGAGACGCCGAUAUCGGUGUGGCCGAGGCCGAGCGAGACGCCGGCAUCCGGGAGGCCGAGUGCAAGAAGGAGAUGCUGGACGUGAAGUUCAGGGCGGACACCAAAGUGGCCGACUCCAAGCGGGCCUUUGAAAUGCAGAAGGCCGCCUUCACCCAGGAGAUCAACAUAAAGUCGGCCGAGGCCCAGCUGGCCUACGAGCUGCAGGGCGCCAAGGAGCAGCAGAAGAUCCGUCAAGAGGAGAUCGAGAUCGAAGUGGUCCAGCGCCGGCGGCAGAUUGACGUGGAGGAGAAGGAGAUCGUGCGGAUGGACAAGGAGCUGAUCGCCACCGUCCGGCUGCCGGCCGAGGCCGAGGCCCACCGCAUGCAGGAGAUCGCCGAGGGAGAAAAGGUCAAGCAGGUGCUGAUCGCCCAGGCCGAAGGGGAGAAGAUCCGGAAGAUCGGCGAGGCCGAAGCGCUGGUGAUUGAGGCCCUCGGCAAGGCGGAGGCCGAGAAGAUGAAGCUCAAAGCGGAAGCGUACCAGCAGUACGGGGAGGCAGCCAAGAUGGCGCUGGUGCUGGAAGCCCUGCCCCACACCAGUUUGCCUGCAGAAAGGAGUUUUCCCAUCAAUGGAAAUGCCAGGGAAUGUGUCCUAAGAUAA
Pseudonaja textilis is the source of this 1017-nucleotide messenger RNA. The record is from RefSeq and is a predicted model, not a curated record. NCBI's taxonomy places the organism in Eukaryota, Metazoa, Chordata, Lepidosauria, Squamata, Elapidae.